AGGGAACACUCGAAACACCCAGAGUGAGGUCAGUGUCGAGUGUCGAUGCCGUCGUUCCUCGACGCAAAAGCAAGUGCUUCAUAUUCCAUGUUCGCGCUCUCGCUACCUAACAGAACCUACUUCAAUUAAAUCAACGAAUAUCAACAAUCAUAGCGCAAUUCGAACUAUUCUGUAUCUGCAGACAUAAUUUACACUAUACUGAACGCGUACGGAAUAUUCAACGCUGUAAACCGCUCUGGUAACAUUGCCCCUGUUGUACUUGAGCAUUCAGAUUCAACUUCAACGUCGGUGGAAUUAUUAAUCAACGGAGAACGUGGGAAUUUCCAAUUGAUUAGCGUGGAUUUUAAGAUGCGAACGAGCGCAGUGUGAGGGGCUAUGCGAACACUUGUUUCGAUGAACAUGCGUCUUCACUUUGCCGGUGGCUAAACGUGAGGAUACCCGAUGGUGCGAGGGGACGUCAUGGGCGGUGGACGCUCCCCGAAGAGCACCACGCUUCCGGAGCGCGUCGCGCAAACUUACUACGCGCACGGAUUACUUUGCGCAUCCUAUCCUAAGACUGUGAUUGCUGUCGCUACAAUUGUAGCGUUAAUAUGCUGUUACCCAUUGUUAAAUUUGCCUCUCUCGGGUAACCCCACGAUUAUUUGGAGCAAUGGAUCAAUACCUACCUCAGACACAAUACCGAAGUUCUACGUGCAGCAGGUGAUCCUCAAAACAGCCGUGAUUCCCUGGAAUCCCACCAUGGUUGUUGGCGAUGCCUUUCGUGCACCACUCUAUGAAUCCUUCAAACUGUUAGACAUUGUGCGCAAUUAUCAAGAUCCGUUAUCGAUGAAAACUUUGGGACAUGUCUGUCUGCAUGUGGAGUCCAUCAAAAGAUCUAAACAAUAUAAGAUAGACGUGUUGCCCGAAUACUCAUGUUUAGUGCUAUCGCCAGCCAACUUUUGGAAACAAGAUGUUCAACAAUUCUCGCAAGAUUCGUCGAUUUUAACUACAAUCUUCAACUAUCAGAAUUUGCAGAAAGGAAAAACAUCUAUAGCUGAAAUGUUGUUUGGUAUGCAUCUGGUAGAUACCGGUGUUAAACGAUACCCAUUAAGGAAUCGUCAGAGAGUGCUGCAAUAUGCAAUAACAUUGUUUUUCAACGAACACGACGAACAAUUCAUCACCGGCCUGCGGAACAAGUUAAAUCAUUUGUAUCCGCUGCACAAGAGUGAGAAUACCUCGAUGAAUCCAAAGGAUGAAACUGUUCUGAUUCAUUAUCCAGGUGAAAUUAGCUACUACGAGUAUAUCCCCAUCAUGAUCACGUAUCUCUUGCUCUUCUUUUAUUACUACUUUUCUGUGAGGAAGAUUGAGUUGAUCAGUUCGCGGGUGGGCAUGGCUGUGACCGUAUUAAUCACAGUGUUAAGCAGUUUGUUUAUGACCCUAGGGGUGUGCUUCUUUUUCGGGUUGACUUUAAGUGUUCACAAUCGACAGGUCUUUCCAUAUUUGGUCAUCCUUGUGGGUCUGGAAAACGUUUUGGUGUUAACUAAAAGCGUGGUAUCAACACCAACUCAUUUGGACAUUAAAAUCAGAGUGGCACAGGGUUUGAGCAAAGAAGGCUGGUCUAUAACUAAGAAUUUAAUGAUUGAAAUAACGAUUUUAACGAUUGGAUUGUUUACAUUUGUCCCGGCAAUACAAGAAAUCUGUAUAUUCUCUAUCGUGGGUUUAAUCAACGAUUUUUUCCUACAAAUGGCGUUUUUCUCAACUAUUCUUGGUAUUGACACACGAAAAUUGGAAAACAACGAGAAAACCAUCCGGAAUAAUUUCCGUAACACCCUGUAUCAAACACAAACUUUUGAGAAGACUACGAGUACAGGAAUGGGAGUGGGUUUGAAUAGAAGUAAGUCCCAUCCGAGGCUAAACACCAUUCCAGCGAAUAUCGUCGCUGGCGGUCAAACAAAGUCAAAAAUUCCGAAACGAUUGAGAUUAGUGAAUAUCUGGGCUCGCACGAGAUUCUUCCAGCGAGCAUUUAUGAUCCUCAUGGUUGUGUGGAUAGGAAUGAUACUCUACAAUAGCGGCAUCGUUGAGCAGUAUUUCACUGAACUAAACGACGCGAUGAAAUCGGCGAAUCGUACAAACACAGAUGAGAAACAAACAACUUACAACUUAUUACCGAUUCUAAACAGUAACGAAAAAUAUAUGGUGAAUUUUGUUACCGAAAAAAGUAUGUUAAACUACCACAAUAACACCGAUGAUAUCAAUCGGUUAAAACACACGGAAUAUAAACCUUGGUUGAGUUUGAGCACGCAACACUGGACGAGUAUUCUACGCAAGUAUAAUAUCAGCACUAGUGGAGGAUACGUCGCCAUUUUGCCUAGCAUUCAAAUCUCGCAUGUGAUUGGUCCAGAGCAGGCCGUCCUACUGCGAAAUCCAGAAGAGAAGUAUGGAAAGUUUGAAUGGCAGGCCUUAGCGCUCGCAUUGGAUCCAAUAGAUUUUAGUGAAAGUGUUGGGGGUAUGCCUAUACCAGCCCAUUAUCCGCAGAAUGACCGCCCAUUCUACCCCACUUCACCAAUGGAGAUUUUCCUAACUGCGAUUUUGUGCCUUAUUAGCGUGAUAGUCCUUGCAUAUACCGUCUUUGUGUUGUAUAGGUGUAUCUGCUCAAGGAACUACGCUGAGUGGCGGGCGUCCUGGACCAGCGAUAAAUCAGACAAUGAGAGUGAAGUACCUGUUCUCUUAGAGGCUGUUCCGGUUGUUAUGGAAGGGCAUAAACAAGAAAUCGAAUGUUUAGCUUCUGAUGGUCGCUCAAUAGCAAGCACCUGUCGGGGCAACCUUAAAAUCUGGGAUUCUAUCACCGGUGAUCUUGUUGCCAGCAUCGACCGCUAUACCACCUCAACAGUACCUUCCCAUCAAGAUGAUGAGGAGAUCCUGUCUGAUUACGAGUCAGGUUCACCUCCAUCAAGAGACGAGGACGUUGUGGCGUUCCUCAAGAAGAAGAUCAACACAAAAUUUGUCAACCUGCGGAUGCAAGACGUGGACAAAUCGAAGGAUUUCGAUUUCGGUGAUGAGUACAAGCAAAUUUCAACCGCCAACUUACGAAAUAGAAGUACAGGUGUGCAGAGCUGUGAUUGGAAUGAUUGGCAUGCACAGAGCAAAGCCAUUGACAUUUUUAACGCGAGCCAGCAAUCGCGCAAAGACAGUAAUAAUAGUUACGGUAGCAAUAAUAGUAAUAGUUUUGAAGUAAAUGUGCCGUGUGACAAAGUGCCUUCGAUUUGGUGCAUGGAUUUUGUUGAUAAUUUAGUUGUGAUUGGUUGUGCAGAUGGCAGGCUGGAGUUUUGGGAGGGAACCACGUCCAAAUUUAAAUGUAUGUGUGAAGACACCACUGGAUCAGGAGUGACGAAUGUAAAAAUCGUCGGCUCGCGUGUUGUUGCCGCCCGAAUUUACGGCACAAUAGAUUUUUUCCAGCUGCAAACAUUCAAUCAAGGAAGGCCAAUUGAUUGGAAUUUUACUUGUGCGUAUCGCCGAACUCAUGUUCGCACUGGAAGCGCCGGUUCAAUUUCAGAUUUUCAUCAUGCACAAUCCGAUCAGAGUACCAAAGAAGAUUUAAGAUGCGUAAAAGUGUUGAGUACGAAGGCACAUCAGCAACCAAUCACAUGCCUGGACUGCGAAGGUGGGCGUGUAUUGAGUGGGUCACAAGACCACACCCUGAAGGUGUUCCGAAUAGAGGACGGCAGCCAUCUUUACACACUACACGGUCACUAUGGACCGAUUAGUUGUCUUUUUAUCGAUAGGAUUAGUCCCGCAACGUCGGGAAGUGGAUCACAGGAUGGUAUGCUAUGUGUUUGGGACCUUUUAACAGGUGCAUGCAUGUAUAGCAUACAAGCCCAUGACGGAUCAAUCAUCUCGUUGACCUAUUCAGCCUCCUAUGUGAUUUCCCUGGGGGUUGAUGAGAGGAUAUGUGUAUGGGAGAGAUUUCAAGGUCAUCUGUUAAAUACGCUGCAGGUGAAUGGGACUUUUACUUGUCAGGUGUUAAUGUUGACGCCGCAUCUAGUUAUAACCGCGCGUUCCGGCGGUCUCGCCUUAUGGGACGUGCGCAGGGGUGAAAAUGUGAAAUCUAUCGUCCUGGGCCGCUCGCCCUACGUAUUUGUUAAGCAGUUGGUAGUGCUGCGCGAUGCUGUUCUUUGUGACUUUGGGCAUCAGCUGCGCAUCGUGCGCUUUCCUCUCAUCACACACAAAUACGACUAGUUUUAAUAAUAAUUUCUCUCACACGCGCUAAUUUAAUGUACAAAGACCAAAGUCACUGCGAAAGCAACAGCCAUGAUGAUUUUAUCGAUUCUUCUUUAGCUACACUUAAAGUGGACUAUAUUGUAAUAAAUUAUGAUGUAAUGUAUGAGUGGUAGAUUUUUGAUAUUUAUGUUAUUGAAUAAAUUGAUUGUUUUUUUGCUAA
Molecule: messenger RNA, 4417 nt
Organism: Dalotia coriaria
Lineage: Eukaryota; Metazoa; Arthropoda; Insecta; Coleoptera; Staphylinidae
Gene: SCAP
Product: SREBP cleavage activating protein
Biological process (GO): regulation of cholesterol biosynthetic process; SREBP signaling pathway
Cellular component (GO): endoplasmic reticulum membrane; Golgi membrane; SREBP-SCAP complex
Molecular function (GO): sterol binding; protein binding
Source: RefSeq, a predicted model, not a curated record